ACCUAUUCAUCGAUAAACAUGUCUCAAAUUAUUAGAGUGGCGUCAUUUAGUUGAAUGGUACGCUGGUUGCAUAUCGACCGAGUAAAUAGUUUCUCUCCAAAUCCCGUGGUUUAUUAUUAAUUGUUCUUAGACAUCAUUGAAUAACAGCCUGAGCGAGAAUUCCAAGGCCUCAGAAUGGAAGUAGAGGAGUUGCAGGCGAUUCUGGAGGCCAAGGAUGGGGUGAUGGAGGACCAGGAGGAAGAGAUAAUUUACGCCGAAGAGGAAACGGAACAACUUGAGGACGGCGAAGAACACACAGAGGAAAUUGUCGAAAUAAUAGAAGAGAUUGUAGUUGUAGAGGGUGAGGAAGAGGAUGAUAAGGAGGAGGACGAGUGUUCAAGACCUGAAAGCGUCACUGAAGUGGCAGAAGUUGAGUCAAUGGAGUCCCAAGAGGAUGACAGUCCAGACGAUGAAUCAAAAGGCCAGAGAUCAGGCGGAAAAUAUAAAUCGCAGAAAGCCACAACUUAUGAUGCUAAAGAAGAUUGGGAGGAGGAAAAUGAUCCAUUAGAGACUAGGGAAAUCAUCAGGCCGAAAAGAUCUCAUGUUACCACGCGAAGACCCACUGUGAAUGGCAAUAAUAUGCUAUCGAAUGGAAAUGGAGAGGAACAUAGUUAUGAGAGCUCUAAAACUAGGUCUUCAAUGGAGUAUGAGCCAGAAAUGAAGAUACCCAGGCAUGAUGAUGAGGAUAGUCCUCAUGAAAUUGUGAAAAGCGCUGACAAUGAUUUGGUUUACACGGUUUUGGGUUCCAAGAAGCAGAGUCAGGAAGAAAAAAAUGCAAAUGCUCGCUACAUUAAGAUGGAAAGAUUAGAAGAAAAUACGAUCCCCGUGGAAGGGACAAUUUACUAUGAAGGUGAUGAUAUGGGAACACUGUACGUCGCUCAUCCCUUAAAUGAGCAUGAACAAUAUGAAAUGGAAGGUGAACUCCCUGUCGAACAGGAGGGGCAGCAGGUCGAACAGCAAGAGCAAUGGGAUGGCUCUAAUGAGGUCAUCAUGGCUGAAAAGGGAGAACAAGAAAGUCCGCAGGAUCAAAUAUUCCUUCAUGAGGAUGAGGAUGGCCAAUUAUUCUUCAAAGAUGAGCAUGGACAGAUGCAGCCAGUGUACUUGACUGAGGAUGGAAAUUAUGCCAUUGCAAGUAACAGUAGUGAUGAGCAGGAAAAUCAGGAGGAAAGAAAUCGAAAAAUGCAUGAGAAUGUUGAAGACAUGGAAAGUCUUUCUAAUAGACAGCAGUCACCAUCUCCAACUGCUACGAACAAUGAUCCAGAAAAUGAGGACAGCACAGUAACGAUUUCCCUGAUCAUUUCAGAGGACGAAAAUGGCCUAAAGAGAACUCAAGUAAUAAUUCCAACAGCAGAUGCACUAAAAUGUGAAAUUUGUCAAAAGAGUUUUAAGAGCCAAUUCCAGCUGUUGCGACACAACAGACUGAAGCACGCACGCGAGGAAGAUAUUACAGUACGCAACUUCCCCUGCGAUUUGUGCCCCAAACGUUUUCCCGAUCAAAAUUCAUUGGCUAAACAUAGGAAAACACACACUGGAGAUCGUCCAUUCCAGUGCCUUGAAUGUCAUGAGCAGUUUCCAACUGCCAAUUCCCUUCGUCGCCAUAUGAAUCUUCACAAUCCUGACUCAAAGCCCCUUCCAUGCAUCUAUUGCGGUCGAAGAUUCAUCGAUAAACCAACACUCCAAAAACAUGAACAAUCUCAUCUUGCUGCGGAACAACGCACACAUAUUUGUGACAUAUGUCACAAACCAUUCAACACCGCCAAUGAUCUGUCGAUGCACAAGAAGAAUCAUGAUCCUGAUAAAAAGUUCGACUGUGAAGUCUGUGGACGUGAAUUUAAUCGACUUAAUAAUUUGCAACGGCACAUGCUCGUGCAUAAACAGUCAUCAAGAGGAGAAUCAUUCGAAAGAAAUCAGCCAGGACAAAACCAGGAGAUAUUAUCCUGUGACGUAUGUGGAAUUACUUACAAAUUCAUGAGCUCCUUGACAAGACACAUGGUAACUUCUCAUAUGAACCCCGAGAAGUUGAGACAACAGGCUGAAGAACAGCGACGAAAACGAGAGAACAAUUAUAAACGUUAUCUUGAAAAUCGAAAGAUGUACGAAACUCAGCACGUCCCCACAUACGGGAAACGCCUGCACAGGGGUGCAGUCAGUAGUGAUCCUGAUGAUGAUUUAGCCUGAGAUGAGGGUAAUGAUUCGCCGGGUUAUCACUGGAUGAAUCCACAAUUGGUACCAUUGCGAUGGUUUAGACGUUAUCGACAUCCGUAACGCCUUCAAAGAUUAAUUAAUUCACAUGAACUAAGUUAAUCUAAAAUUUAAGAAUUCAAAAAUUAAUGAGAAACAAAUAUGUCUAAGGUUACAUUUUAAAUACAUUUAAUAGUAUGAUUGGAAAGACAUCAUUUAAAAAUGUGAAGGAUUCAAUUAAAUAAUUAUCUCCAUGAAUGUUUCAUUCAGAUCACGAAAAUAAUAAAUGUAUCCCUAAAUCAGUUUUUGUAGGAUUUAUGGUGUAUUAAGCUCAUUUACAGUUUGCUCGGCAUCCCUCGAAAUGCAGAUGAUCAUGAUCUAAAGUAUUAUAUAAUAUAUUUGGAAAACAAUGUUUAUUUUCAAGCGAAUUAGUCAAGAAUAUUUUUUGGUGUGAUGACAGUUUUUUUUUCAGAUUAUUUUAUAACAUUGGAAGUUUGUGACAUAAUUAUAUUGGGAUUUAACCGAAUUAUCUCUUGAAUUAAUUUCCCAAGAACACUUAAUUUGAAUUUUUCACUGCACAAUCAAUGACGAAAAUAAAAUAAUACAAUUUAAGUGAUUCAAAGUUGGGGGAUAAUUAAUUAUAAUUUUUCAGUUCUCAAUGUUGUAAUCUACGCCCAGAGCACUCUCCGAUUUUUUUGGGUUUAUUAAUUGCUUGUAAAAACGCUCUUCUGCUAUUCCCACGUCUCUUUGCCUACAAAAAUAAACAAAAUUAUAAUAAAAA
Diachasmimorpha longicaudata is the source of this 3001-nucleotide messenger RNA. Its product is annotated as zinc finger and BTB domain-containing protein 17-like. Gene Ontology annotation, cellular component: nucleus. Gene Ontology annotation, molecular function: DNA-binding transcription factor activity, RNA polymerase II-specific. Bases 175 to 2217 code for a protein of 680 amino acids. The record is from RefSeq and is a predicted model, not a curated record. Lineage: Eukaryota; Metazoa; Arthropoda; Insecta; Hymenoptera; Braconidae. The transcript is spliced from 7 exons. Gene Ontology annotation, biological process: regulation of transcription by RNA polymerase II.